AUGGUCAGGCAUUCAGUGCAGAGACCACACUUUAGUAUCAAGGUCUUCACGUUGGAGGAGGUUAAGAGUAUCACUCAAUUCGCAGUGAAGACCUUCUUUGCGCACUUUCUGCUGUACAUGUACAUGGGCAUGCCUCAACGCCAACUCGUGGUUCGUGGUUUCCCCUCUGAAGUUGGGAAAACUUCCGUUACUCACGAGGAGUUUCUGAAGCAACAAGAAUGCUAUGAUUUUGCUGAAGAACAGAAACCAACAGUUAGAGAGUUGCCCAAUAGAGUCAAGGAUGCUAUUGAAUUAUAUGCGAAGGAGAUUAUGAACAAGUUUGAUCGUAAGAUGGAUGAACAGGAGACACGAUUGAACCCAUGA
Messenger RNA from Perkinsus marinus ATCC 50983, 363 nucleotides. RefSeq lists its product as hypothetical. The transcript is spliced from 5 exons. NCBI's taxonomy places the organism in Eukaryota, Perkinsozoa, Perkinsida, Perkinsidae. The record is from RefSeq and is a predicted model, not a curated record. Bases 1 to 363 code for a protein of 120 amino acids.